AUGCCUAUGAUAUACAAGACCCCUUCUAAUCCCGCUCGUGGUGCUUCCGCUAAGGACGUUAACAAGCCCGACGCUGCUCUCAAAGGUUCCGCUGGUGGUCACACUCGUUCUCCUUCUACUCCUGUCUCCGUUCGUUCUUCCGUCAUUGCCAAGGCUGCUACCGGUGGUACCAAAGUCUCGAAGCCCGGAGCGUUGGCUUCUCCUUCUACUGUCAAGCGUUCCAACAGCCUCCCGAUCGGUGCCAAGCUCAUCUCCCCUCGCACGCCCUUGGCGAAGGUGACUGCGAACCGCGCUUCUCCUCCUACCUUAGUCAAAAAGGCUGUGGAGAACAAGGCGGUUGCACAGCUCGUGGGGACCGGCUUUGGGUCCCCUGGCAUGAAAGCCGUUGCGAAGGUCGUGGGGACUGGGUCGCCCUCCGCGAAGGCAGUCCUGGAGAACGAGGCUACGGCUGACAACCCGCCGGCAGCCGACGCAGUGACGAAGGUUGAGACUCCGCGCGCCGCCGUCCGCGGGAAGACGCAGAAGGCGAACGGCACCAAGAGCGGUGGAACCUCUCCCCCCUCCUCCGUAGGGAAGAAACGCGUCCCACCCGCAUUCGCCCAGAGCCCUAUCGGGAAGGAGAACCUCCUCGCCAUUCCGGAGUGGGAGUACGACCGCCUGACCCCCGACGCCGACGACAAGAAGAAGGCGGUCCCGGGCAGGAAGGCCAAACCGGCCACUGUCAAGCUCGCCAUCGUCAAGCCCUCGAAUUUCAAGUUACCGGCUGUCAAGCCUGCUACAGUCGCGCCCCUCCAGCUCGCUCGGCGCGCUUCGCUUCUUCCCACUGCCAAGAAGGUGGAGAAGGCGAAGCCCGGGCACGCGUUAAAGCCGACCUUGGGCGGGCUCGCUGAGGACGUGGAGGAAGUGGUGAAGAUGGCCGAGGCAGUCACAGUCAAGGCGGAGGUUUCCGCUGCGUUUUUGCCCUUCGAAGAUUGCACCAAACAGGUUGUCGAGGCACUCGUUCCUGCCUCCGCUUCAGGCAAUGUAGUGAUCGAAGAAGUCCCUUCGUCCGACAUUGCAGCGGUUGAGGAAGUCCCUGCGCCUUCGCCCGACACUGCGAUGGUCGAAGAAGUCCCUGUCCCUUCUUUCGACAUUGCGGGAGUUGUGGGAGUUCCAGUCCCUUCAACUGUCAUUGUGGUCGAGGAAGUUCCCUUCCUGGGCGACGUCGCGGUCAGCCAUCAUCCCGGUGUCGACACCUCGGCUGACACUACCUUCGAGGAACUGGUUCUCAAGGACAACGAUGGCAAUGCCGGCGAGACCGAGUUCACGGUCGUACCCAUUCCGGACGUCGACGAACUUACUCAGCCUGUUGCGUGCCAGUUCGUGUGCCCUGCUCUGAAGAGCGAUUCUUCCGAUGUCGCAGUGAACACGACACUUUCCUCUCCUUUGGCAGCAAUCGUUGCCCUUCUUGAAGAGGCUCAGGUUAUAAGCCCUGUCGCAGAAACCAUUCCAACCCACGUGGAGGACGAUGAAGAUCUUGUUACUCUUGGCCGUCUUUUUUCUAAUACUUCUUACGACCAUGAUGAAAACUACGACCAUGAUGAAAACUACGACAACGACGCAUUGGAUGACGAUGAAGAUGUUCCUGCCUCGAUUUCUGUCUCAGCUGCACCGAUGGUCGACGACGACGACGACGACCACAUGCCCCUUAUUCAUGUCAUGCACAAGCUCCGUGCUGAGCAGCCCAUUGUGAAGGACGUCGGGGCGGCUCGUGAUGUCCUCCCCGCAAUCAAGAACGCCCCCAUCAUGUCCCUAACCGCCGUCCAAGGUGGCCACCCAGCACAGUGGGACGACGAUGCUCAGUCCAUGGCGUCGUUCGCUACCUCGGUCUCAUGCAGGAUCCCGUUCGAGGAGAAGGGGAAGGGUCUGCUCCUCGACCCCAAUGAGGAUUGGACCGGGGCUGAGGUACUUUUCGAGUUCAUCGAUGAUGAAGAGGUUCCGGAGGUCAUUAAGGAACGGUUGAAGGUGGAGGUAAAGGUGGAGGAGAAGCCCGGCGAGUUCGUCAUCUACGACCCCGCGUGGGCGCCCCAAUUCCUGGCUGGGAGCUCGACAUCGCCAGUUACUGAAGCGACUGAUGGGUAUCGGAGCGCGCGGAAGUUCGACGUGCGUUCCAAAGUCCCACUCCCGAAGGCGUCCAAGAGCGAUAGCUCCCCGUUCGCGGGCAACGUGCGGUCCAACGUCCCAUACAAGCAGGCGUUCAAGGGCGACGACAGCUCCCCGUACGCGGUCGACGUCGUGUUAAAGACCGACAAUGUGCAGAUCGAUCCGCACGCAACAUCCGGGAAGAUCUGUCCAAUGGGCGACGAGUACGCCUACGUUGUCCAGGCGUACCAGGAGCCCGCGGUCAUGAAGCCGCUCAAGAUCGUGACGUCUCCUCCCAGGGCCUUGAAGCGGUCGAAGGCUGUUCAUUAUCCUGCCAAGGUCGCAAAACCGGCGAAGAACGUCAAAUCUCUUGCCAAGGUCGCAAAGCCAGCGCAGAUUGUCCCGUCUCCUACCACGGUUGUGAAGCCGAAGGUCAUUAUAUCUCCUCCCGACAUCUCACAGCCUCCAAAUACCGUGACAACGCCGCCUCUCCCCUCUCAGGCAGCGCUGCACGAGUCGUUCACGGAGCCAUUCGCAAACGAAUACAAUGCCUGCCCGGUCAGCUGGGACUCGUCGAAACCAUCCAUGUCCUCUAGUUCCUCGGGAGACUCGCAGGGUGGCCUUCGAUCUGCAUGGUCCGACUGGACCGUGGACUCAGUAGAGACCUCGUCCGGCUUCUUCAAAGUCGGAUCCUUGCGCAAGUUCUUCACCCGCUGGGGGCGAAGGUAG
Molecule: messenger RNA, 2850 nt
Organism: Sparassis crispa
Lineage: Eukaryota; Fungi; Basidiomycota; Agaricomycetes; Polyporales; Sparassidaceae
Exons: 7
Coding region: 1-2850 (949 amino acids)
Source: RefSeq, a predicted model, not a curated record